GUGAGGCGAUGAUGGCGGCCCGUCCUCCUCGUCCCGGGGCGGCCGAGGGGGAGCCGGGGCCGCUGCUGCCGCUGCUGCUGGUGAUGAUGAUGGCGGUGAUGGUGGCGGCGGCGUCGUCGUCGUCGCUGCUGUCGUCGUCGUCGGCGGCGGGUUCCGGUUUGUCGGGUCCCGCGGCCGCCCCGGCCAAGGAGUGCGAGCGGCCCUGCGUCAACGGGGGACGCUGCAGGCCCGACACCGGCCAGUGCGCAUGCCCCGCCGGCUGGGCCGGGGACCACUGCCAGCACUGCGGGGGGCGCUUCAGGCUGACUGGAUCCUCCGGAUACGUCACAGACGGGCCCGGGAAUUACAAGUACAAAACCAAGUGCACGUGGCUCAUCGAAGGACAGCCCAACAGACUCCUGAGGCUCCGCUUCAAUCAUUUUGCUACGGAGUGUAGCUGGGACCACUUGUACGUUUACGACGGAGACUCCAUUUACGCCCCGCUCCUGGCGGCCUUUAGUGGCCUCAUCGUCCCCGAGAGGAACGGCAACCAGACGGUCCCAGAAGUGGUGGCCACCUCGGGCUACGUCCUGCUCCACUUCUUCAGCGACGCAGCCUACAAUCUGACGGGAUUCAACAUCACCUACAACUUGGACACGUGCCCCAGUGACUGCUCCGGGCGAGGAGAGUGCCAGCCGAGCAACAGCAGCGGCACGGUGGCGUGCCAGUGCUCGCCCAGCUGGACCGGCGAGGCCUGCGAUGUCCCCCGCUGCCCGGCCCAGUGCGGCGGCCCCUCGCGCGGCUUCUGCAACGCCAGCGAUGCCCGCGGUUGCUCCUGCUCACCCGGCUGGCAGGGUCCCAGCUGCUCCAUUCCAGUCCCUGCCAAUCAGUCGUUCUGGACCCGGGAGGAGUACUCCUGGCCUAAGCUCCCCAGGGCCUCUCACAAGGCCGUGGUCAACAACAACAUCAUGUGGGUCGUCGGAGGCUAUAUGUUCAACCACUCCGAUUUCACCAUGGUUCUGGCGUACGACCUGGACGCCAGGGAGUGGCUCCCCCUGAACGUCACCGGGAGCCCGGUGGUCAUCAGAUACGGCCAUUCGUUGGCACUGCACCAGGGCAAGAUCUACAUGUACGGCGGGAAGGUGGACGCGACGGGCAACGUGACCAACCAGCUGUGGGUGUUCCACAUCCGCAACGAGUCGUGGGUGCCGCUGAGCCCCAGGGCCAAGGAGCAGUACGCCGUGGUGGGGCACUCGGCCCACGUCGUCACCCGGGCGGACGGCGGCGCCGUCAUGCUCGUCGUCUUCGGCCACUGCCCGCUCUACGGGUAUAUAAGUCACGUCCAGGAGUACAAUCUCGAUACCAACACGUGGACGAUCUUAUCCACCAAGGGGGCCCUGGUGCAGGGGGGCUACGGCCACAGCAGCGUCUACGACACCAGGACCCGGUCCCUCUACGUGCACGGCGGGUACAAGGCUUUCAGCGCCAACAAGAACAGGCUGGCCGACGACUUGUACAAGUUCGACGUGGAAAAGCACAUGUGGACCAUUCUGAAGGACAGCAGAUUUUUCCGCUACUUGCACACGGCAGUGAUAAUCAGCGGGACCAUGUUGGUAUUUGGCGGGAACACCCACAACGACACGUCCAUGAGCCACGGGGCCAAGUGCUUCUCCUCCGACUUCAUGGCUUACGACAUCGCCUGCGACCGCUGGUCCGUGCUGCCCCGGCCUGACCUCCGUCAAGACGUCAACCGAUUUGGCCACUCGGCGGUCCAGCACGACAGCAACAUGUACGUGUUCGGCGGCUUCAACAGCCUGCUCCUGAGCGACGUCCUGGUGUUCACGUCGGCGCGGUGCGAGGGGGCCGGCAGCGCGGCCGCCUGCCGGGCCGCCGGGCCCGGGAUCCGUUGCAUGUGGAACGCCAGCCUGUCCCGCUGCCUGCCCUGGGAGCUGGCCACCCCGGAGCAGGAAGCCGAGGCCAGAGCCGACUGCCCCGCCGGGAGACCCCCCGACCAGGAGAAGUGCGACCAGCACACCGACUGCUACAGCUGCACGGCCAACACCAACGCCUGCCAGUGGUGCCACGACCGCUGCUCCUCAGCCGGCAGUAAUUGCUCCGAAGGCCAGGUGUCUAUCACCCAGUACGAGAACUGCCCCAAGGACAACCCGAUGUUUUACUGUAACAAGAAGACCAGCUGCAAGAGCUGCGCCACAGACCAGAACUGUCAGUGGGAGCCCCGGAACCAGGAGUGUAUCGCUCUUCCCGAGAAUAUCUGUGGCAUUGGCUGGCAUUUGGUUGGAAACUCGUGUUUGAAAAUUACUACCGCAAAGGACAGUUACGACAAUGCUAAAUUGUCCUGCAGGAAUCACAAUGCCUUACUGGCUUCACUCACGACCCCAAAGAAGGUGGAAUUUGUUCUUAAGCAACUGCGGGCGAUGCAGUCAGCUCAGUCCGGGUCCAAGGUCUCACUGACCCCGUGGGUGGGACUCCGGAAGAUCAAUGUGUCCUACUGGUGCUGGGAAGACAUGUCGCCCUUCACCAACACCCUCAUCCAGUGGCUGCCCUCGGAGCCGAGCGACGCCGGGUUUUGCGGCACCUUGGCCGAGCCCGGCGUCAGGGGCCUGAAGGCGGCCACCUGCAUCAACCCCUUGAACGGCAGCAUCUGCGAGAGGCCCUCCAACCACAGCGCCAAGCAGUGCCGGACCCCCUGCGCCCUGCGGACCCUGUGCGGAGAGUGCGCCAGCGGCAGCUCGGAGUGCAUGUGGUGCAGCAACAUGAGGCAGUGCGUCGACUCCAACGCCUACGUGGCCUCCUUCCCCUACGGCCAGUGCAUGGAGUGGUACACCAUGAGCAGCUGUCCGCCGGAAAACUGCUCGGGCUACUGCACCUGCGGCCACUGCCUGGAGCAGCCCGGCUGCGGCUGGUGCACGGACCCCAGCAACACCGGGAAGGGCAGGUGCGUCGAGGGAUCCUUCCAGGGCCCCGUGAGGCUGCCGGCCCAGGCCGCCCCCGCCAGCCGCCCCCCUCAGCCCCUCCUCAACGCCAGCACGUGCCCGGCGGAGAACAGAUACAACUGGUCCUUCGUCCAGUGUCCAGCCUGCCAGUGCAACGGGCACAGCAAGUGCGUCAACGAGAGCGUGUGCGAGCGGUGUGAAAACCUGACGACGGGCAAGCACUGCGAGAUGUGCGUGUCGGGCUUCCACGGCGAUCCCACCAACGGGGGCUCCUGUCAGCCCUGCAAGUGUAACGGCCACGCGUCCAUCUGCAACACCAACACGGGCAAGUGUUUCUGCACCACCAAGGGCAUCAAAGGGGACGAGUGCCAGCUGUGCGAGGUGGAAAAUCGCUACCAGGGAAACCCACUCAAAGGGACGUGCUACUACACCCUGCUCAUCGACUAUCAGUUCACCUUCAGCCUCUCCCAGGAGGACGACCGCUAUUUCACAGCCAUCAACUUCGUCGCCACCCCGGAAGAGCAAAACCGCGACCUGGACAUGUUCAUCAACGCCUCCAAAAACUUCAACCUGAACAUCACCUGGUCGACAAGCUUCGCAGCGGGGACCCAGGCCGGGGAGGAGAUGCCCGUCGUGGCCAAGGGCAACAUCAAGGAGUACAAAGACAGUUUCUCCAAUGAGAAGUUUGACUUCCGCAGCCACCCGAACAUCACGUUCUUCGUGUACGUCAGCAACUUCACCUGGCCCAUCAAAAUCCAGAUUGCGUUCUCUCAGCACAGCAACUUUAUGGACCUGGUACAGUUCUUUGUGACGUUUUUCAGCUGCUUCCUCUCCCUGCUGCUGGUGGCCGCCGUGGUGUGGAAGAUCAAACAGAGCUGCUGGGCGUCGCGCCGUAGAGAGCAACUCCUCCGCGAGAUGCAGCAGAUGGCCAGCCGCCCCUUCGCCUCCAUCAACGUCGCCCUGGAAACCGACGAGGAGCCGCCCGACCUCAUUGGGGGGAGCGUCAAGACGGUGCCCAAGCCGAUCGCCCUGGAGCCCUGCUUCGGCAACAAGGCGGCCGUCCUGUCGGUGUUCGUGCGGCUGCCACGGGGGCUCGGGGGCGUCCCCCCACCGGGACAGUCGGGUCUGGCGGUGGCCAGCGCGCUGGUGGACAUUUCUCAACAGAUGCCGAUCGCCUACAAGGAGAAGUCCGGAGCCGUCCGGAACCGGAAACAGCAGCCGCCCGCACAACCGGGGACCUGCAUCUGAUGCCCCCGAGCCUCAGGAACUGCCCAGGCAGGAUUUUCCCCGUGAGAGAGAGAGAGAGAGAGAAAUGGAGAGGGGGCGG
This is a messenger RNA of Tachyglossus aculeatus (Australian echidna), 4260 nucleotides long. RefSeq names its product attractin (gene ATRN). Lineage: Eukaryota; Metazoa; Chordata; Mammalia; Monotremata; Tachyglossidae. The record is from RefSeq and is a predicted model, not a curated record. The transcript has 29 exons. Gene Ontology annotation, molecular function: protein binding. Gene Ontology annotation, cellular component: Golgi apparatus. The coding region runs from base 9 to 4181 and encodes 1390 amino acids.